AAUAUACAUGGAUCCGUCCAUCAAAGGAGAUCAAGAAAUGUUAAAAAUCAAGAAACAAGGUCAUCAAGAUCUUGAGUUGGGUUUGACCCUUUUGCCACGUGGAACCACGACCUCGUCAGAGCUCAAUCUCAUCGAUUCUUUUAAAACCAGCUCAUCGUCGACUUCUCAUCAUCAUCACCAGCAAGAACAUUUGGCAGAUCCGAGAGUGUUCUCUUGCAACUAUUGUCAAAGAAAGUUCUAUAGCUCACAAGCACUAGGCGGCCACCAAAACGCUCAUAAACGCGAGCGCACCUUAGCCAAACGUGGACAGUAUUACAAGAUGACUCUCUCCUCCUUGCCUUCUUCAGCGUUUGCGUUUGGCCACGGUUCAGUCAGCAGAUUUGCAAGCAUGGCAUCGUUACCAUUACAUGGCUCGGUGAAUAAGAGGUCGACGUUAGGGAUUCAAGCUCAUUCAACGAUCCAUAAGCCCUUUUUAGGAAGACAAACGGCGACUUUAAGUCAUGUUUUCAAACAGAGCAUUAACCAGAAACCGACCAUCGGAAAGAUGUUGCCGGAGAAAUUUCACCUCGAAGUCGCCGGCAGUAAUAACGGUAACAUGAUUGGACAUUUCAAGAGCAAUCAAGAAGAUCAUAAUCAGUUUAAGAAGAUUGACUUGACUCUUAAGCUAUGAGCUCUUAAAUUGUCAUCUUCUUUUUAGUCUUCAUUAUAACUUUUUUUUAUUCUCAUAUUUGUUUGAUAUAAUGAUUGACGGCAGGGUGUGUUAGAGUUUCACUAAUCAAGUUGUACUUUUUAU
Arabidopsis arenosa is the source of this 793-nucleotide messenger RNA. The record is from the annotation of a GenBank genome assembly. Lineage: Eukaryota; Viridiplantae; Streptophyta; Magnoliopsida; Brassicales; Brassicaceae.